Psylliodes chrysocephalus is the source of this 609-nucleotide messenger RNA. Lineage: Eukaryota; Metazoa; Arthropoda; Insecta; Coleoptera; Chrysomelidae. The record is from the annotation of a GenBank genome assembly.
UAGUCAAAAAUAUCUAUCUGUGAUUCCGUGUCACUAGUUUUAACAAAUUCCAAAUGUCGAUAUUAAUUAUUUUAUAACCCUUUCAUUUAAAAUUUGCGAUACACAUUUCUAAAAAGAAAUGGAAGCAAAAGAGAACAGAAGGUAAACUUAUAGAAACAAAUAGAAAAAUUGCAUGGCUGAUGGAGUUCAUCUAAGUCCAACAUAUCUUAUAUAUAGCCCAGACCCUCAAGCUAUCGUAUGUCCGUAUUGUCGAAAUAGGGUAAUUACAUACGUGGUAAAUAUACCGAGUGUCCACACAUACAUAGUAUCAUGUCUUUUAUGCAUUAUUUUUUGUCCGCUAUAUUGGCUACCCUUCGUUUGUGCCAGUACUCAGACUCGGAAUCACUUUUGUCCUAUUUGCAGAUCAUUUCUUGGAAGUUAUCCAUAAUAAAAACUUUGGAAAUUACAGAUACAUUAAAAAUAUAACACAACAGAUAUUGGUUUUAUUAAUACAAUAUUAAGUUCGAUUGCUUUGAGAUGAGUGAUCCGUGAUUGGAAUUAUAACACUUAAAUUAAUUUUCAAAUAUUAUCUAUAUCUCAAAGUAGUCUGAAGUAGAUUAUGAAAAAAAG